GCGAGUUCCGUUUUGGUAUACAUAUAUCGUUGUCAUCGCCGUGUCUUCUGCAUUAUUGUUGUACAUUGUGUUUGUUGUGUUCUGUUCAGUUCAGUUUUUUCACAUCGCUCGUGUAGCCGCCGCCACCGCCACCGACAACAAUAACAACAUCCAACAUACAACAUCUACAGGGCAUUUAAUACAAAUAUUUUUUUCGUUUUAAUCGGAAAUUUUGCGCACCGUUUGUGUGUUAAGCCACGGGCAUAACCUCUGAACCCGGCUAGCAGGCUGAUGCUGAUUACGUGCGGCAGGCAGUAAACGGCAACAGUUCUACGCUCGUGUAUACCGACGGAACGAUUUUGCAGCUGUGCCAUCGAGUCUGGCAUUUAGUUAUCAACGUCACCCAAAAAUAAAAAUAAUAAAAAAUAAUACACACGACUAAUAAAACGGCGACGGGGCGCAUCCGUUGUCGCUAAUACCUUAUCAGUAGGACGCAUCUUUGGCUGCCGUAAGAACACACAGACGGCGACUGCUCGACCAACGACCAUCGGUCAGCGACCAGUGACCAGCGUCCACUCGACCGCUCAAUUUGGAGUGCCAUUCUCAUUCUCGCGCUGUCUCCUAAAUUAAUGUCAUAAAUUAAUUUGGGACUGUCGUUGACAUUGCAACCGGUGUCGGUAUCGUUGUCGUUAGCGUUGUCCCAACAUUAGAAACGCGCUGCGGUCAAAAGGCGCUCGCGCUUCUUCAACUUACCUGCCCGAUAGCGCUAACAAGUGAAGUGUGUGUGUGUGUGUGUAUGUGUGUCUGUGUUUAUGUGUGCGUUGCCAAAACCCUAAUGUUCCUUAAAAUACCUUGAAGCUGAAUUAUUAAAUAUAUAAAUACCUACACAAUUAGUGAAAUAAAUUAAUACAAUAAGCAUAAAAAAGCAGCAUUCUGGCAACAAGCACAACAACUUUGCAUCCCAUAACCACUUAGCAUAUCCAUAUCAUAAGCAAAAAGAAAUGCAAAGCAGAUGCCAAUAAAAUAACAAAAACCACAACAACAACAAAAAGGUCGUAAAUGUUAAACGCAUAAAUCGAAAGCUGGAAGAGGCAAUCGCGUUUAAAAGUGUUUGCGAUUUAGCAUGGCUCAGUCUACAUAAUAUGCCAAUAGCAACAUUAAUAAAAAGAAACGCUAUUACACGCUUUUCCCAGCCAACUGCCAAGAAUCGAAACAUAUCAAAUGCGUCAAAUGUGAAGUGUUGCUCAACCACAUCAAACAAAAUAAUAAUAAUAAAAAUAUAAUCAAGCACAUAAAGCAUAAAUCACCAGUCAAGAACCAAGAGCCGUACACCUAAAGGAUUAUUAAUUGGAGCUGUUGCAGAGUCCGACGCUCAUCCAUAAGCCGCCACAGCAUUGCAACAAACAAACAUAAAACUCCAGUUAGAAAUCAUCAUCCUUGGAAAUAGACCUCGUGUCAUUCCAAAAGACGCACAUGGGCGUCUGCACCGAAGAGCGCCCUGUGAUGCAUUGGCAGCAGAGCGCAAGAUUUCUUGGGCCCGGCGCAAGGGAGAAAAGUCCAACACCACCUGUAGCACAUCAAGGGAGCAAUCAAUGCGGCAGUGCUGCAGGUGCAAAUAACAAUCAUCCAUUGUUUCGCACAUGCUCCUCAUCCUCGUGUCCAGAUAUUUGUGAUCACAGUACAAAGCCAUUUGGCAAUGCAUACGGCAGCGAGUCAUUUAGAAGCUAUGAAACCGCCGAUCGUGCCACAUUCGAGGACUCAACGGCGAAAUUCUCAAUUAGUCGCAGUCGCACGGAUUGCACGGAGGUGAGCGACGAAACCACGUCGGGCAUCUCCUUCAAAACGGAGCCCUAUGGACCACCGAGCAGUCCUGAAUCAACAAAUGAUAGCAAGGUAACGCGCAAUGCCGAUGACUGCGCAGGCUGUGGACGACAAAUACAGGAUCGUUUCUACCUCUCCGCUGUGGAAAAGCGCUGGCACGCCAGUUGCCUACAGUGCUAUGCAUGCCGGCAGCCGCUGGAACGGGAAUCCUCAUGUUACUCACGUGAUGGCAACAUUUAUUGCAAAAACGAUUAUUAUAGUUUUUUUGGUACACGCCGCUGUUCCCGCUGCUUGGCAUCAAUAAGCUCCAACGAGCUGGUCAUGCGAGCACGCAACCUGGUCUUUCAUGUCAACUGCUUCUGUUGCACCGUCUGCCACACGCCACUCACCAAGGGCGAUCAGUACGGCAUCAUCGAUGCCUUAAUCUACUGCAGAACCCACUACAGCAUAGCGCGGGAGGGUGAUGCUGCCUCGUCCAGCAUGAGUGCCACAUAUCCGUACAGCACACAGUUUGGAUCGCCCCACAACGACUCCUCGAGUCCGCACUCGGACCCAAGCCGUAUUGUUCCUACUGGCAUUUUUGUGCCGACGUCGCAUGUCAUCACCGGACUGCCGCAGCCGGCGCGUCAAAAGGGCAGGCCGCGCAAGCGCAAGCCCAAGGAAAUCGAGGCAUUCACCGCCAACAUAGAUCUCAAUACCGAAUAUGUGGACUUUGGGCGCGGCUCCCAUAUGAGUGCCUCGUCCCGCACAAAGCGCAUGCGUACCUCAUUCAAACACCACCAGUUGCGCACCAUGAAAUCCUACUUUGCCAUCAAUCACAAUCCGGAUGCCAAGGACCUGAAGCAACUGUCACAGAAAACUGGUUUACCAAAGAGAGUCCUACAGGUUUGGUUUCAAAAUGCCCGCGCCAAAUGGCGACGCAUGAUGAUGAAACAAGAUGGCAGCGGCAUGAUGGAGAAGGGCGAUGGCACCUUGGAUCUGGACAGCAUUUCGGUGCACAGCCCGACCUCGUUUAUGCUGGGCGGUCCGAACAGCACACCGCCCCAUAGCAUGGACUAACAGCUGUGCAUGCUGCCCAACAACAGCAACAGCAAUAGCAACAAUCACAACAACCAUAACGACAACAACAACAGCGGCAGGGAGAACAACGCCUACACUAUCGAACCCGAACUCCAUUCAAGACGAGGCUCGCCAACUCUGAUAUCGUUGGAGAAUUUGCUGCAUGGGAACGAUUAGUUUUUGAUUUUAUUGUAGCGAAUAUUAUCCAAACAUACUCAUACAUACUCACAGAACGCAUAGAUUUGUGUAGAGAAUGAUGCCUAAGCUUAGCCCAUCGCGACUGGGACUGAGGCUGAAUCAGAAUCAGAAUCCGAAUCUGAAGCUAAGCCUAAAGCUGGUUUGUCUAUUGAAAUGCGCUUUAUAGCCAAUGGUGAUGACGACGAUCAUAAUGAUGAUAUGUAUUUUUCUAGUUGCUUCUAGCAUAGCAUAAAGGCACCCACGCAGGCCCUCUCCUAAACACUUUGACUGGGUUUCAGCAUAGUAAUACGUAGUCAUGGCUAUCGUAUACCAAUCAUUAUCGGUCUCUGUAGGAGUCUUACUCAGACGAUUAUAAUUGAGUAUAGGACGUCUUUCAGCUGAGCAAAGAUUUUACGUACCCUAAACGUUGUUUCUAUCGUUCAUUUGUAAAUAUGUGCUAGAUCUUAAAUAUAUUUGCUUAUAGAUAUUGUUAAUAAUACUAUAUGAAUA
This is a messenger RNA of Scaptodrosophila lebanonensis, 3546 nucleotides long. RefSeq names its product protein apterous. Gene Ontology annotation, cellular component: nucleus. Gene Ontology annotation, biological process: neuron differentiation; regulation of transcription by RNA polymerase II. The coding region runs from base 1453 to 2859 and encodes 468 amino acids. The record is from RefSeq and is a predicted model, not a curated record. The transcript is spliced from 8 exons. Lineage: Eukaryota; Metazoa; Arthropoda; Insecta; Diptera; Drosophilidae. Gene Ontology annotation, molecular function: RNA polymerase II transcription regulatory region sequence-specific DNA binding; DNA-binding transcription factor activity, RNA polymerase II-specific.